Clonostachys solani is the source of this 498-nucleotide messenger RNA. NCBI's taxonomy places the organism in Eukaryota, Fungi, Ascomycota, Sordariomycetes, Hypocreales, Bionectriaceae. The record is from the annotation of a GenBank genome assembly.
AUGGCUGCAUACCCGGUGUUCGAUGUUAGAUCCUCAUAUUUUACAGAGGAUUGUGAAAAGUCCGUCUUUGGCAUGCCUCAAAUGCCCUUGAAUAUGAUCAAGGAGCACAUGGCCAAAGUUAAAGAUGGAAGGCUACCAUCUAUUGUGUCUAGCGACCCAAAAGGUGAGAGGACUGAGUUGAUGUUUGCGUUCAUCCAGCGCGGGGCUUACCGGGACUCAUUCCCUCCGGAUCAAAGGCAAAACGCUAUCUUGGAAAGACUGGAGGAUGGGUCCAGAUUCCCCAGAGGUGGUGUCUUUGUGAUGCAUGGGAGAGACGAUACAGUCGUACCCAUUGAAGGAAGCUUCAUGCUACAGAAUGACUUGCUUCGGCUAGACCCUGAGCUGAAAUUUCAUCUCGCGGCCCGAGAUGGAGAACAUGGAUUUGAUGGGACAUCUACUCUUGAUGAAGAGUGGUUGGCGACUGGAUUAGCUGAUGUGGUUUCAUCUUGGUUAGCCUAA